Molecule: messenger RNA, 2026 nt
Organism: Bemisia tabaci
Lineage: Eukaryota; Metazoa; Arthropoda; Insecta; Hemiptera; Aleyrodidae
Source: RefSeq, a predicted model, not a curated record
GAUACACCUUAAACUUUGACUCAAACUUGGGAGUGUCUUUUUUAGUUUUUCACCCUCUUUUACAGCUUUACUCAUGUUUCUCUCUCAAAACUGGAUCGCUCUUUGAACACAGUUUAUAACCCAAUUUCACAAGCUCCACAAGUUUUUUUAUUAUGUUGCGAUGAUCAGCAAAACAACACAAUUCAAAGUAAUGUUAAUGUGGUCCCUCUGAAGCGUUAUGACAACAAAAAUUUCAGUUGACUGACGUAAUGAAUGUAUCUCUUAAAGUCUAAUUAUAAGUGACCGACAUUGAUAGCCAACAAUAAAUAUCUCUCAUCAUGGAAUCAAAACCAUCAAAGUCUAAGGAGCAACUGGAUGAGGACAGCACCAGUAGAAACCUGAGAAUGGGUGCUGCUAUUGCCUUUGCGUUUGUGCUCUUAGUCAUGGGCGUUCCUCUUUGGUGGAAGAUGACGGAAGUCAAACGCCAUCCUCUUCCUAAUGCUCGCAUUGUUGCGCUUAAUGACAUUAGUCUUAGCAUCAUUAUCAAUGUUUCAGUCCACUCCCAAGAUCCAGUUAGAACACAAAACAUAAUUAAUGGUUUGAGCAACCUUCUCAACACAUCUGAAUUAUUUAAGGUUAAUUUAAAACCAGUUUCUCUCAAUGUGAAUGACAUUGACAGGCUAGAUGUCUCAUCCCUCGAAAGCAUGGAAAAAAUUCACUCAAAUGACGUGAAUUCAUACCUCCUCUUGGAAACCUCCAAUCUGCCGCAAACUGCCCAUGCAGUUGCUUUGGGAGCCCAUCGGACAAUUUAUUUUAAGCCCUCUGCUUCUAUUGAACAGUUACAUGCGGUUUUCAAGGAUGUUAUAUUGCAAGAAGCUGAAAUGUAUGAUUCAAUGAAAGCUAUGAUUGAACCGGGCUUCAUUUCAAAGAGCUUAACAAGUAAAAACAGAGUUCGCACCUCUACAAAUUAUGAUGUAAUUUUCUCUGUCGUUAGCUCACAACCAAAUUCAGUCGCAAGAACCUGGAAUAUUAGACGCACGUUGACACAAUUUAUCUCUCCAUUGCUGGAACAGAUGUCAGCAAUCGCUCAUUUCAACCUGAAAUCUCAAUGGUUGCAUUUUAUUGACCUUGAGCAAAUUGCAAAAAAGAACAGGAAUGAUCCAGGACCCUCCCAUGUCUUGUCAGACAAACAUCUUCCUCACUUGAUCUCACCACUCGAGAAAAAAUUAGGUUCAGGUGUCGCGAAACAUCCUUGUAUUCAUUUUGUACUGUACGCCACUCCAUGUCAAUCCAACCAGUUAUACUUUGAGUCACCAGAUGGCUCCAUUGGAGCUGCUAUGCUGUCUGCUCGAUGGGGCGGAAUACAGCUCUUACAGGAUAAAGGCAACGUUGGCAAUUGUAAUUCAACGGAACCAUAUGUGCCAAAUGACAAUCAAGUAAUGUCGGAUGCCCUAUUGUUGCUUCGAAUGCUACUUGGCCUUCAAAAUUUUUCCAAAAACGCUCUCAUUCUGAAUUCUAUGGAUGCUCGGCUAAAUCUAUGGGAAUUGGAUUACUUAAUCAGACUCCGUUCCCUUGAGCAAUUUGCUGCUGCCAGGCUCACUUUAAAUUCUCUAGCACGCUUGUUGAACAGAAUUUCAAACAUAGUAAUAACGGAAGAAGUUAGCCAAGCUGUUUGUGAAUCGGUGGACGCUGCUGAAAAAGUUAUAAAUAAUUUGCAAUUAAGCAAUGCAAGUGAAGCUUUAAAAUUCAGCAAGAUUGCAUUUAACAAAGCAGAGUAUGCUUUUACUCAUCCAUCCUUACUGGCACUUCUCUAUUUCCCAGAUGAUCAGAAAUAUGCUGUUUACAUUCCGCUGUUCUUACCAAUCAUGAUACCUGUUUUGUUGUCAAUGAAGAGCAUGCGUCCAUGGUUUAGUAAAAAGGAAAAAGGAUCAUAGAAAUUUGCUAGAAAUUAAUGAUGGCCAUUUGUGAGUUAUUUAUUGUUUAUAUUUGUAUUUACAUGUAUUAUAAGUGUAUAUUACGUCUUGUACACUUCUACAAAAGGACCUAA